GCUUGUUUGAUUAGAAAAUUAUAGAUUUACUCUCUUUCUUCCAGUAUGCAAGCCCUAUGAACCUUCCUCAAAUAAUGUCUUCAAAUAAUUUUGAAUCUAAACUAUAAUAUUAAUCGUGAUUUAAUUAGUUUUAUUCUGACUUAAUUUAUUUCAUUUUAGGAACAAUUUACAUAAUCCCUGGAAACAAGAACCCUAAAAUUAUCCUGGAUUCUUAUAUAUACGUUAUCCACGAAAAGAGCCAAAAUAAAACGAGAUGGCGCUGUAAUCAGUACUCGAAAGCUAAAAGCAGCUGUAAAGCCGCCUUGAUGACUUCAGGUCGUGUCGUUUAUUUAAUGCAUUGGCACAAUCACCCACCAGAACCGGAACGAAUAUCUUUAGAUGCUGCAGUACCUCAGAAUGUUGCUAGGAAAAGACUCAAGUGAUUGAAUUUUUUUACAAACUUUACUUUAUGUUUUACCUACGUUUUACGUUUCAAACUUUACUUCACGUUUUUUUUAAGAUUACAUGUUUUGUUUGGAAUAAGAUCCUAAUAAACUAUAUAGACUCUUGGAAGGGUGCUUCUAUCGUUUUUAUAUUUAUCAUUUGAUGAUUAUUGCAUUUACUUUCUAAUGCUGCAUUGAAGUUUUGUAUGUUUUUAUUUUUUCAAAAUUUAUACAUUUUCUAGUUGGGACAAUGUACUUGAUUUAUGGCAGAAAACACCCGCAAAUUGUCUUGGACUCUUACAUCUUUAACGUGCAAAGGACAUCAGGCACUAAGAGUCGCUGGCGCUGUAAAAGAUCUGUACGAAGCCUGGGAAGUUGUAAAGCGUUUCUAGUUAUUUCUGGAAAAUGGGUGCAUGCCUCAGAAAGUCACAAUCAUCCUUGCGAGGAUUUAUCAUUGAAAAUUGCUAUUCCCCAAAGCAUAAUGUUAAAAAGAGUUGAAUAAUAGUGAUGAACUACAUUUAUCAUAAUAUAACUAGUUUCGAAUAUAUUGUGUAAUCUUUUCAUCAAAAAUUAUGGAAAUUAUUUUUAUUCUCGAUUAUAACUGGAAAUACCUAAGGUAGGCAUAGGAAGUUAUGAAGACAAGUUACUUGGAAUUGAAGCCGAAAUUCAAAAAGGUGAAAAUAUACAGGAGUCAUUUAAAAAACGUAACUUUGGGUCACCCCUUGUAGUGGAGAAGUUAAAAAUGUACCACUUAUGUUUAUCUUCAAGUUUCGUAUUAACAUUUUUUUUUUUCGCCUUCAUUAGUCUAGGAGAUAUGAACCACCCCGUGUUCAAUAACGCGUCUCCUGAUUUAUUGUACUAAUACUAUUAUAUUUCACUUCAAUAGUAUAAUAGAUACACUAAAGAGGCGCUUUAUGUCCGCGAAAACAAUAAACAAAUUGACAAUGAAGUCGCACAUAUAAAUAAUUAACCUUGAGUAGUGACGUGUAGUUGACC
This is a messenger RNA of Ceutorhynchus assimilis (cabbage seed weevil), 1418 nucleotides long. The record is from the annotation of a GenBank genome assembly. NCBI's taxonomy places the organism in Eukaryota, Metazoa, Arthropoda, Insecta, Coleoptera, Curculionidae.